AUGAGCAGCUUCAUGAUGGGAAGAAGCCCCACAAGUGCUCAGAAUAGCUCAAGCCUGAGUAUCCACCAGAGGAUCCACACCAGGGAGAGGCACUACAAAUGUGAGGAGUGUGGGACGAGAUUCAGUCAGACCUCAAACCUGAUUGCCCACCAAAGGAUCCACACUGGGAAGAGGCCCUACGAGUGUGAUAAAUGCAAGAAGAGGUUUCCCACCAGUUCCCAUCUCGUCAGGCAUUAUCGCACUCAGGUGGAUGAGAAGCCUUAUGAGUGCUGUGACUGUGGGAAGGGCUUCAAUCGAAAGUGCACCCUUGUCAGGCACGAACUCAUCCACAUCAGGGAGAGGCCCUUCGAGUGUGAUAAAUGCAGGAAGAGGUUUCAGACCAGCUCCAGUCUCCUCCUGCUCUAUCACAUUCACACCAAGGAGAGGCCGUAUCGCUGCCCCGACUGUGGGAUGGGCUUCAAGCGAAACUCCACCCUCAUCAAGCACCAGUGCAUCCACACCAGGGAGAGGCCCUGUGAGUGUCACGAGUGUGGGCACAGCUUCUCACAGAGCUCUAACUUGACCAGACACCAACAGAUUCUCCACUGAGGGAAGCCCUGCAAGUGCCCUGAGUGCAGGAAGAGUUUCGUGUGCUGCUCCAGCUCCAUCCCCCAUGGCAGGAUCCGCACUGGAUGAUCCCCAGUGACCCCCGGUGGGCAGAGCCCUGCUGAUCCCUGGUGCCGCUGAUCCGUGUUGGGAACACACCUGGCUGGGGCUUCACUUCCUCCUGGCUCCCCAUGGCCAGGAUUUUCCUUGCAAUUCCAUUUUUCCUUCCCUGACACCCAAACCAGGGCAAAAAUAAAAACAUUGAACUAA
Messenger RNA from Catharus ustulatus (Swainson's thrush), 855 nucleotides. RefSeq names its product zinc finger protein 132-like. Gene Ontology annotation, biological process: regulation of transcription by RNA polymerase II. Lineage: Eukaryota; Metazoa; Chordata; Aves; Passeriformes; Turdidae. Gene Ontology annotation, molecular function: RNA polymerase II cis-regulatory region sequence-specific DNA binding; DNA-binding transcription factor activity, RNA polymerase II-specific. The coding region runs from base 1 to 588 and encodes 195 amino acids. The record is from RefSeq and is a predicted model, not a curated record. The transcript has 2 exons.